Messenger RNA from Trichoderma reesei QM6a, 810 nucleotides. RefSeq lists its product as uncharacterized. The coding region runs from base 1 to 810 and encodes 269 amino acids. The record is from RefSeq and is a predicted model, not a curated record. The transcript has a single exon. Lineage: Eukaryota; Fungi; Ascomycota; Sordariomycetes; Hypocreales; Hypocreaceae.
AUGCUCAUGGAACCCGUCUUGUGCUCCUCCCGCCGAGAAUCCUGGCCGCCGACCCAGCUCCGCCUGUCGCCCGCCAUGUCCAUCAAGAAGAGGCCCGCCGCCGCCGACCUGGAGCCCCGGCCGCUGCUCGAGGACAUUGACGACAACCCGCUCACCUACUUCCUGACCCCGAUCCCGGCCGACGACGCCGACGUCGACGAGAUGGACCUGGACGACGUCGACAUGAUGGACUUUGACGCCGGCAUCGAGGACGCCAGCCAGCCCCGCGAGGCCGUCCGCAGCGUCAGCCCCUCGUCGCUCGAGGGGCUCCGCAAGCCCGACUGUGCUGCUGCCCGUCCGGCGUCGCCCGAGUACGACUCGGAUGCGCUCACCACCGACGACGACGACGACGAGGACUACAUCCGCUUCUCGCCGUCGUCGCCGUCGUCCUUCAUGCUUUCGCCCCUGCGCGACCUGGCCGUCGAGGGCCUCCGCUUUCGAUCAAAGAGCCCCAUGUUUGGCCUCUCCAACGACACCUUUCUCUACCCGGGCUCCAUGUCCGUGCCUGCGCCUUCGUCGUCGUCGUCGUCGUCGUCGGGGCGCCGGGGCCGAGGCCGUACCAAUAGCCGGGGACCGACGCGCCACCAUAUGCAGACGAGGAGCCUGUCUGCUCGCGUGCGGGACAAUCACCUGUGGCGGGAGCCCAGCCCCGAUGUCUGGUCCAUUGAGGAGGAGACUGAGGAGGAGCUCAUGAGCGAUGCUGGGGUGGACGUCAAGGCUGCGAAGCCGAAGAAGAAGGUCCGCUUUGUGCUUCCCGAGAAGCAGGAGUGA